GACAGCUAGCGAAGGACUGCAGCUGUGGAGGAAGCCAGCAAUAAUUGCACGGUUCAAUCAAUUUGUAAAUAAAUUUGAUUCCGUUUCCAGUUAAUGUAGUGUAGUGAACCUUGUCAUGUGGCAGCAGUCGUCAGACCAGUCAGUUUCGUCCACGGCCGGGAAUAAAACUAUCCAAAACAAUAUUAAUUUAUUAAUGAACAGUAUUAAUUGGAUCCCCUCUGGGAAAUGUGUAUCCCUCUAGUAAUAAAUAUUUAUGUGACUUGCAGCACCGCAGUUCUGUAUCGGGCACGAGUGAGCAUAUGUUGUUGAUAGUAAUAAUCAGUCAAGCCUAAAUAAGCUAAGGUUAAAAAUAGGUUGUCACAGCCACAGCGUAGGCGGCUCGAGUCAGAAUGUCAAGCGUCCGCCUCACUUGAUUACGGUGCUAUUGCUACUGUGGUGUACUGCUACUGCUUGCUGUUUGUCGGUUCUGCUGCCGACGCUCGUCUGUUGGCAAUGGAAUGAGUGGAACACGCGUUCAGAGCAAUUCGUAUUCAUUGACCACUUAAUUGUUCGAGCAUCGAGUGCGCGCCAGCAGCGUCGUGACGUUCCACGGGACAUCUGUUGAAAUGUGUUAGCACCUGAGUUGUUGCCAAAAUAAUUGGGAGGGAAGAAAGAUGGGCAGUAGUUGUUCGUCUGGACAAGGACACAAAGACAAGGAUACUGCCUCUCAGCGAUCGGAAGAGUCCCCAAGCUACCAGGUGACAUGCAAGAACAAGCCCCCAGAGCAGGAACAGAAGGCUGCCUCAUCCCUGAAGUCAGGGGUGGUGUUGGAGCCUACCACUGUGGAGGCCGUGACCCGGCAGACUACCACUGCUGCCCCGGCAACAAUCGCCCCUGGGCCCAGCACCACCGCAGCUAGCAACAAGACUCCUAAGCACUUCCGUAGUGUCGCAACCUCCAGCUACUCUACUGAUUCCGUCUCACCUAAUUCACCACCUGGGGUUUUGAGUCCAAAGGAAGUAGACAAGUCCUCAUUGCCUCCUCUAGUGCGGAGAUUGUCAGACAACAGUCAGCAUCUUCUGCUUGGGGCAACAGCUACUGCCAAGACCACUUUAAGAUCUCGGAAAAUUGUUAUCUACAUUUGUGCUGCUGAUUCACAAGAUUGCUGUGUAGAAAAAGGAGUUCUCCACAAUAAAAUUUAUCCAUCUCUGAGAGAGAAGGCAGCAGAAAGAGGGUAUGAGCUCCAUAUUGUGGACCUACACUGGAAGACUGGUCUGGAGAAACAACAAGACCAUGAGUUCCCAGAACUAUGUCUUGAAGAGCUAGCUCGACAAUCCGACACGGGCUAUGUUGUGCCAGUCCUGUUCCUCAGCAACUCACUUGGUACUCCAUUACUGCCCAAGACCAUCGAGACGCAGGACUUCGAGAUGGCCUUGAGUCAAGCAGAUAAUAAGGAGUUACUAACCAAGUGGUACCAACUGGACAGCCAUGCUCAACCACCUUGUUACCGUCUACAGCCCAUUGCCAGCCACAUCCCAGGGUUCAAGGAACAAUGUGUCGAGGAGAAAGAGAAGGCUCUGGCAGUAUGGUCAUCUGAGAUUGAGAGAAUAUUGUCUGUCAUGUUGGCAGCGUUUCCUCAAGAGUUGAGAGACACCUACCUCACCACUGUGGUUGAGCAGGAAGUACACAAUACAGUGCUGAUGAGUGGAGAAAUGGCACGCCGCUGUCUAUGGCUGUGUCGUGUGUUCACUCACCAGGCUGAGGACCCCAAGGUUGUCCGGUCUCCGGGAGAAGCUGAACUCAAGAGACGACUGGAAACCUUGCAGAAAGCAUUGAAGAACCAGCUGUGUGAGCACCACAUCAUGAGGCUGACAGUGAAGUGGCAGGAAGGGGGUCUCAACACCGACAACCCAGAACAUGCCCAGUACGUAGCAGAGGUCACUGCCAACCUCACAAAACUGCUCUCCGCUACUAUUGACUGUAUUAUAGAAGAAGAUCAAGCCAAGACUGUGAUAAAAUCAAGCCAAGGGAUCGAGAGUGACUUGCUACAAGAGCUAUUAAUACAGACCCACUUCACUCAGAAGGCUGCACAGUGCAGUGUCAAUAGAGAGGCAACUCUUCGAGAGAUUAAAAGUUAUGCCAUGGGGGAGACAUCAGUCAGCAAGAUCAUGGUGGUGCAUGGGGUCGUUGGUUGUGGCAAGACUACACUGCUGGCCCGAGCUGCUCAGUGUUGCCACUCCUGGCAGCCAGACUGUGCUGUUGUAGUCAGAGCUGCCAAUAUCUCGUCUCAGAGCUCCACUAUUGAACAACUCCUGCGCACAAUCACCCUCCAAUGCUCAGUCAUCAGCACAGGCACCCAAGUCUGGUUGAAGCAUAAUGUAGAUACCUACUCAGAGAAUCUGCCUAGAAUACUAGCAACUGCCUCACUUCAACGCACAAUCAUUAUUAUUAUUGAUGGAAUUGACCAGGUCCAAGACUACGGUACAGUUGGCUGCGACUGGCUGCCCACCUCAUUACCUCCCAAUGUCAAGAUGAUCCUGUCCGUUACAGAGUCCUCUCCUCUGUUGCAAAAGAUAAAAUCACGACUUGGACCAUCAGGAGUUUUUAUUAAGAUCCCAGAUCUUGACAAAGCGGAAGCAGAGAGUAUUCUGUUGACAUCGGUGAUGGAGUACAAUCACAGUGUCAACAGUCAUGUCCAGGACUGUGUAGUGGCAUCAGUCAAGGCCUGCACACUUCCUCUCUAUGUCAAGGUUUUGGCAUGGCAGACAUCUUGGUGGUGUGAAACGGAACACAACAUCGAGCCGCAAGGUGAUGUGGACAAGCAACUAUCGGUCAUGUUGUCACAGCUGGAGGAGAAGUUAGGCAAGGAGCAGGUCUCCUUGGCCAUGGCUCUUCUCACUUCAGCAAAGUACGGGCUGACUGAUUCAGAAAUGCUUGAUUUGCUGGCUUCAUUGGAUGUUUUUCACAGUAAAGAUACUUAUGUGGUGUGGGCUCCGGCUUGCCUAUUCUGGGCACGAUUCAAUAAACACCUGAGCCCUUUCUUCCAGUGGACACCAGUGCUCAACACUUGUGCAUUGCAGUGGAGGACCAUGGCUGUUCGCUCCACCAUUGUUAAUAGGUACAAGGACAGGCUAGGGGCUGGUCAUCAAAUGUUGCUUCAGUACUUCAAGGGAGAGAUGUGGCAAAAAGCUGGAGAUGGCUUUGUGGCAAGACAUCUGAACCAAAAAAAUAAAUUUGGUAAAUGUUACAACAGUCGCAAAUUGGAGGAACUGCCAUACCAGGAAUUCCAUGUGUCUGGUUCUCUUUGGGGAUAUUUGGAGGAUGACUCAUGGUUAUUUAACAAAAUUUGUGGAGCUUCCGUGUAUCAGAUAUUGGAAGAUAUCAGUAUGGAACAAAAGACAGGAGAACACAAAGAUGAUCUUCUGUGGUUAAAGGAUUUCUUGGAAGAGAGCAGCAGAUCACUUGCCUACGACGGGAGACAACUGUACAGUCUGUUACAUGAAAUGUCCUCAGCUGUAGAUCUCUACAACAGGUGGAAGAGUGUGAUACUGAAUCCUCCAGUCCUGUCUCUUGUAGCCGUUUCCCGUGAAGAAAUAACAGGUGAAGGUAACGAGGCAUCAGAUACACAGCGAUGUCUUGAUAUGAUCAUUAGACUUCCCAAAAACCCUAACUUUGUUGUUACAAUCGCUACAGACAAGGAAGAAAUAUCAGUAUGGGACACUCAUACGUGUAGUCGUGUAAGGACACUACGAGGGAUUACUCAACCGAUAAACCUGGAGAUGAUUGAUGACUCCCGAUGUGUGGUGCUGUGUAAACGUGAACUUCGCACUUACAACUUAAACACUGGCACACUCUUGACAAAACUAAAAGGUGUGAUGAACCAAAAGAUGCCCUACUUUGGACUGCAUGAUGCCAACCACCUUGUGGCUCUCUCCAGAAACAGGAUGUAUGUGAACUUGAUGAACUUGGACUCUGGAGACCUAGUUACAACAUUCAAGGCUGGGGAGGAUCGGUUUCUGAAUUCUCUAUUGGUUUCUGGUGAUGGCAGGGUACUUGUUUGUGGAGAUGAAACUCAAAAACCUUUUCCACUCCUGGUAUGGAAUCUUGCUUCAAGAAAACUUCUUUACGAUUUGCGUAUUCCCCAUCAUGAUUUCAUCACCACUCUAGCAGCCAUCACCUACGAGGGCCACUAUGUGUGCUGUGUUGCAAAGGAGGUGGAUGAGCCCAGCCCCAAUUUCAUCGUGGUGUACGAUCUCCAAUCAGGAACACUGUUUAAGAAGUGGAAGCCUUCAGUGAAUACUGUAUCGCUGGACAUCUCUUCUAAAGACGGUUGUGUACUGAGUGGUCUAGAGGAUGGCCGAGUGCUAGUCUGGGACCUUAUAACAGGAAAUUGCAGAUGGAGCCUGAGUGGACAUAGCGCACCUGUCACUUGUCUGCGGCUAGAUCCAUAUGGUGGUUGUUUCCUCUCACUGGACUCUGAGUGUCGAGACAGAUCCCUCAGGCUCUGGAAUUUAGUCACAGGUGAGCUGAGUGCUGUCUUCACACCAAAAAGACCCAUCACAGCAUGUGAAGUGACCGCAGGCGGUAAACAUGUUGUGUUGGCGAUGGAAGGCUCCCGCACACUCAUCACGCUGCGCCUGACCACGGGAGAGUCCGUGGCUGACGCUCCACCUGUGUACGGACUCAGAGAGAACACAGGACUCACGUUCAACCUCGAGGAGAGGUGACAGGCUUAGUUGUUACGGAUUCCAGCUGGUCUGGCGUCCGGGUCAGCGUUUCCUACUUGUGUGUUUUAUGUUCAUUUCCUUUCGCUGUUAGCUGUCAUCUCACAUUUGACACCUUGUUCCUCGACUCGUGAGCCAAAUAUUCCUAGUGCAGAAUUUUGUGACAAAAUAACCUGUUUACAAAUUAACCUCAGACAAGAAGCACAAGCAAGUUAGCAGAUGGAAAACUAAUUAAUAAAAAUGUUGUCUUUAAAUGAAUCCACAAUGUGAUAACCACCAUCUACAACACAGGGCAUGCAUCUUCUAUUGUUGAAGCAAUAACUCUACUUUAAAUGUGUACAAUCAGUAUUCAUUGCCCUGUAACAGUUGUAUAAUUAUUGUGAAUUCUGUGGACAAAGCAAACUCUUUAUACUUUAUGAAUAAUGUAAAUCUGGUUCGAUUACAAAUUGAUUUUCUUGCACAGCUCUGGGGUGUUUAUUACUUUAUAACAUACAAGGAGAAGUAGGAUCUCGUAAACAGUAGAUUCUGUAACCCUAGAUCUGUCACAUCGACACGUGAAUGUUUAUGGUUAGGAUAUCAGGAUCUGUUGUAUCGACAAGUGACAUGUUGAUGACGUUUUAUCAUAAUAAUAUUAAAUUUUUGAUAGAUGAUCCGUUUAUUUCAGUACUAAAAAUGUAGGUUUCAUAACAUAACAAACUGAGGUUUCAUUUGCCUGGAUGCAAUAUUAUGUUAAUAGUUAAUAAAAUAAAACUAAGACAGAUUUUUUUCACGUUCAAAUUUUACCAAUACGAAUAAUUCAUAGGAAAAAUUUCUUCCACAUACUUACAAAAUUAUAUAUAUCUAAAUAUUUGUUAUGAAACUGGGCAACUUUUUUAAAUUUGUUAUUUCUUUUAUCAUUUAUGAUACUAAAAUAAUGCUAGAAAAAAUAUUUUAUGUAAAAUUUAAAAAUAAAAACAACCUCAUCUAAGUUGUGUGAACUAUUUUUUAAAUUUUAAUACUAGAAAUAAAGAAUGUACUAUUAGAGCAAAUUCAUUUUCGGGUGGCGAGUAAAAAAAGUUGUAGAAAAUGGGAUGACGGUUUUGAACAUUUAUCAUUGCACAGAACUAGGGUUAAUUAAAACUGAGCUAUGAAUUUUAUAAUCUUAGUUUUAAAUUUCCUAAAAAAUAAUGUAAAAAGUUUGUUUUCCUUGAAUGAACAAUGUAAGCUAUUAUUAAAUAUCUAUGAUUUACAUAAAUAUGAAGUCAGAUAAUUUUACAUUUAUUUAAAUUAUGUUAAUACUGCUUUAUUUACCAAUAUUUCUUAUUUUAUAAAAUUUAACUAUUAAUCAACUUAAAACCAAUUAAAAUUUAUCGUUUUGAAAAAGUGUGCUUUCUUGAUACUAUUAAAAACUAAAUAAAUCAUUUAAAAACAAGUUACUACUUUCUUUCAAAUCAGCUAAAGUCAAAUGAAAUCAAAUCUAAAAGUCUUUAUUUAGUAAGUAUCAAUGUACAAUAUAUAGUGUCAAGUACAUUAAAACUAGUACUAUUAUAACUGUUACUACAUACUGUAAAACCUCAUAUCUAAUAGAAAUAACUGUAAAAAAACCUUAAAAUACUAUUGUUGUAUUUUCAUGAGUUAUACUGUCAUAACAAAAAUAUAAUUCUUCUAGUAAAUAAAAAGCAUGCUGCAAAAGAAAAUCUUUUAAUAAUAGUAUGAAUUUUUUUAAAGUCAUUUAUUUCCCUUACUGUUUUGGGAAUAUAGUUUAAAAAUUUUAUUCCAGCAUAGGUGGUGCCUUUCUUACAUUUUUCUAGGUUAAGUCAGAAAGUAAGAAUUAGGAAAACAAAUCUUAAACAAUUGCAAUUCUUGUUUGAAAGUACUAUUUAAUAUAAAAAUAUCUGUAAAUGUUAUUAUGAAAUUGUAAACUAAAUUUAAAUACAAAAAUUUAAAUAAAUACUACAGAGUUCUGUAGAUAUUAUAAAAUUGUUUUUAUCAUAAAGACAAGUUUUUGUUUUCAUUAGGAUUUUUUACCAAAAAUUAUCCUACAAAAUAUAAAUACUAAUUGAAGACCACAUUCUAAAUUCUGUACUUUAAAAUUUUGAAAUUUUCAAUAUUUAAUAAUAAUAUCUUCCUAAGUGAAGAUCGAAGAUGGAUUAACGUGAUACUGAUUUUGUAAACUUUAAAUCUUUGAUAUCCAAGUUUUGAAUGAGCACAAUUUGUGAAGCAUUAGGCAUCUAUCAAAUGUUUCUGUCCUUUUAAAGUUGAUGUAACUGUAACAAGGAUGUGGUCAUCUAUAGAUUUAACUUUAUUACAUUUUUAAUGCACAAGUCCAUAUGUAGAUUGUAUAUCAUUUCUAUUCAUAUUGACCCUAUAUUACUGCAUAGUGUCUAUCGUCCUGGAUUUUCCAGAAAUGUUUGUACCACUUACAUAUCUAAAGAUUAUUUGUUUAAUUGAUAGAUAAAAUGUGUGAAAACUGUGAGAAAAUUAUUUUAAGUGGUUUAUCAUCAUACAAAAUUCAUAAUUUAUCAAGUAGUGUGUAUGUAAUUUAAGUCCAAGUACAAGGGCUGUCCACAAGGCAACAUAAAUUUUAAUAAACAGUAUCAAAAUAAAAGGAAAAUAUUUCAGCGGAACAUUUAAAAGAAACGUUUUGGCAGUUGCUACUAAAUUAUAUUGUUGCACAAACUUAUUAAUUUAAUUUCUGUAGAAAUAUUCCAUCUGAGAUUCUAACAACUCAUACAAAUCCAAUGGAGUGUCUGCUUUAUGUAAAUUAAAGAACCGUGUUCUGAGUCAAUUUUCCAUCAAUGUGACAAAUAAUUAAACAAUAGAACUGUAUCAUAAAGUAUAAAUUAUCAAGAAUCAUUUUAUUGACUUCUGUGUCAGUUUACCACUCAAAAGUUUAAUUUGACUAUUGGGGUGCUUGUCUUAUACAUUGAUUCAAUCAUUUUUUAAAGUAACAAAUCACUGUACCAAAACCAGCCCUACAUAUUUUGUCGCUUUAUGCCUCACAAACUGUCAGUUAUUUUCUAUUGGAUUUUCACCACUAAACCCAUACAGCAUAGCAUAGCAGUGGCCACAAUGGGUAAAGCCAUGCUGAAUGUAGACAUAUUCCAACAAACCUGACGACAGCUCUAGCCUCUUCCUUUCUCUUUUGAACAGCCUUCACAUUUGCACCACAGCUUGUUUCUUUCACAUUGUACCCAUACAGCAUAGCAUAGCAGUGGCCACAAUGGGUAAAGCCAUGCUGAAUGUAGACAUUUUCCAACAAACCUGACUUGACAGCUCUAGCCUCUUCCUUACUCUUUUGAACAGCCUUCACAUUUGCACCACAGCUUGUUUCUUUCACAUUGUACCCAUACAGCAUAGCAUAGCAGUGGCCACAAUGGGUAAAGCCAUGCUGAAUGUAGACAUUUUCCAACAAACCUGACUUGACAGCUCUAGCCUCUUCCUUACUCUUUUGAACAGCCCUCACAUUUGCACCACAGCUUGUUUCUUUCACAUUGUACCCAUACAGCAUAGCAUAGCAGUGGCCACAAUGGGUAAAGUCAUGCUGAAUGUAGACAUAUUCCAACAAACCUGACUUCACAGCUCUAGCCUCUUCCUUACUCUUUCGAACAGCCUUCACAUUUGCACCACAGCUUGUUUCUUUCACAUUGUAUCAAUUGGCAUCUAAAAUUCUACAUUCACAACUAUACAUAUCAUUCAGCUAACACGAGCCCUUCAAUUUUGAAAGUAAUAUCUUGAAUGUUCCAUUUUUGUUCUUAGUUUAUUUAGGACCAAACAAGUUUAUAAUUCAUUCUUUUUAGUUAAAAGAAAAUAUGAAUUAUCAAACAAUAUAGAUAUUAUAUUGAUAACUGACUAAUAACAAAACUAAUCUGGUUGUCAGUAAAUAUGUAGAUCAAGUUUGAAAUUAAACCUGCUUGUUUAGCUCAAAGGUAACAAGGUGUUAAAUUUUCAACUGUAAAAACCCCUUCAAAUAUUACUAGGAACCUAUCAUUUCCGUAUGUGUGGCUCUCUUUACCUAUCAAACAUUGAACUUCGGACCAUCGUUGUUGUAUCUUGACGUAUAGAUUCCACGACCACAAUAUACAUACUAAUUAUAUAAAUAAUAUAUACAUAUAUAUAUAUUGAUAUGUAAUCGCUCGCAUUCUCAUCUGGAAUGAAAAUGUGUAGUGAAAUGUUGUUUGUGCCACAUUGUUAUUAUUUUUAAUUGUGUAGAUUUAUUUUAUGAAUUUUAUAUUGUGCUACGCACAUUAGUUAAGUAAGAUUUCUGCAAGAUAAUUUGUAAAAUCACUCACUAUUAUUUAUUAUACUGUAUGAUUUUCCAUCAGUAAAAUAAAACAGUGACUCAAAUACAGCGUCUGAAUCAUUAUCAGUAUUAGUUCAUCUCAUGCAAUGUAACAUGCGCUCAGAAAUAAUAAUAACUGAAACCUA
Homalodisca vitripennis (glassy-winged sharpshooter) is the source of this 9110-nucleotide messenger RNA. Its product is annotated as NACHT domain- and WD repeat-containing protein 1. The transcript is spliced from 26 exons. The record is from RefSeq and is a predicted model, not a curated record. Lineage: Eukaryota; Metazoa; Arthropoda; Insecta; Hemiptera; Cicadellidae. Gene Ontology annotation, molecular function: ATP hydrolysis activity; protein binding. The coding region runs from base 654 to 4706 and encodes 1350 amino acids.